AUGAAGUUAACUAGUGAACAAGUAAAGCAGUUUAAUGAACAAGGAUAUCUCAUUGUUCCUAAUUUCGUACCAGACAAUGAAAUCGAUGAGAUUAGAAAUGAAAUGUCAAACAUCUUGACUAAUAUGAAUAUAGAAGAUGAAAUAAAUAAUACAUUUCAAACAAAUGAACAAGAUCGAAAUUCAAAUAAAUAUUUCUUGGAGAGUGGUGAUAAGAUUUGUUACUUUUUCGAACCGGAUGCAAUCAAAGAUAAAAAGUUGGUCGUUGAUAAAGGUGUUGCUUUGAAUAAGAUUGGUCAUGCACUUCACGAUUUGAAUCCAGUGUUUGAAAAGUUCUCUUAUCAUCAGAGAAUCAAAGAUCUCAUAAACUCAUUGGACUUUUACAAGAAACCACUCUCUGUUCAAUCGAUGUACAUCUUUAAGAACCCAAAGAUUGGAGGAGAAGUAGGAAUUCACCAAGAUAGCACUUUCUUACACACCUCACCACUCACUACAAUCGGUCUUUGGUUCGCAUUCGAGGAUGCUAUUGUUGCCAACGGUUGUCUUAGAGGUUUACCUGGUUCACAUAAAAAUGGAAUUAAUAGAAGAUUUAUUAGAGAUAAAGAUGGAAGUGGUGCAUUGGUUUUUGAUCCGAAAGAGAAUACCGACAACUAUGAUAAAAAGGAUUUCGUAGCGUUGGAGUGUAAGAAGGGUUCGGUCAUUCUGUUGGAUGGUGCAGUUGUACAUUAUAGUGAACCAAACACAUCGAAUAUCUCACGUCACGCCUAUACACUACAUUUUAUUGAAGGUGAUGGAUCUGCAGUCUACGAGUCAAAUAAUUGGUUACAAAGACCUGAUCCAGCACUGCCAUUUAGAGAGUUAUAA
Molecule: messenger RNA, 861 nt
Organism: Heterostelium album PN500
Lineage: Eukaryota; Evosea; Eumycetozoa; Acytosteliales; Acytosteliaceae
Product: phytanoyl-CoA dioxygenase family protein
Exons: 3
Coding region: 1-861 (286 amino acids)
Source: RefSeq, a predicted model, not a curated record